This is a messenger RNA of Varanus komodoensis (Komodo dragon), 5137 nucleotides long. RefSeq names its product DNA methyltransferase 1 (gene DNMT1). The record is from RefSeq and is a predicted model, not a curated record. The transcript has 34 exons. The coding region runs from base 71 to 4636 and encodes 1521 amino acids. Gene Ontology annotation, cellular component: nucleus. NCBI's taxonomy places the organism in Eukaryota, Metazoa, Chordata, Lepidosauria, Squamata, Varanidae. Gene Ontology annotation, molecular function: zinc ion binding; chromatin binding; DNA binding.
CCACCCCUCCCUGCCCGGUGCGCGCGAAAUCGCCUCCCGUCGCCUCCUUGCCUGCUGUCUUGCGGUCCCGAUGCCCGCCCGGGCCACCCCGCUGACCCCAGAGGAGCUGCGCAGGCGGCUAAAAGACCUGGAGAGGGAUGAAGAUGGACUUAGUGAAAGAGAGUGUGUUAAGGAGAAGCUGAGUCUAAUCCAUGGCUUCUUACAAGCAGAUGUUCAGAAUCAGCUGAAAGACCUGGAGUCCAAGUUUUGCAAAGAGGAGCUUUCUGAGGAACGGUACUUGGCCAAAGUCAAAGCCCUGCUCCAUGAAGAACUCUCUUUGGAAAAUGGAGAUAACCUGGAGCUCACCCAGAAAACCAAUGGCUGCACAGAGAAUGGCACCUAUGGCAGUGAUGAAGAAUCUGAGAGAGCAGGUGGCAGGGAGGAAGAGGACAGUUCCAUGGAGAUCGAAGAGUCCACCUCAGUGUCUUCGACGCUGUUGGCCUCACCAUCAGUGCCAAAAGCCCGUAGGGGCAGAAAGAGCAAGUCCAACAGUGAGAACAGAAAAACCCCAAGCAGCUCAAGGAUCACCCGUAGUUCCGGCAGGCAGCCCACCAUUGUGGCGAUGUUUUCCAAAGGGUCCAAUAAACGCAAAUCAGAGGAAGUUAAUGGAGAGCUGAAACAAGAAAAUAAUGCAGAAAACAGGGAAGAGGAAGAGGAGGAGCAGUUUGGAGAGAAGGAACAAGAUGAGAAAAGAAUCAAAAUAGAAACCAAAGAAGGGUUGGAGAUCAAAGAUGAUGCAACCCAGGUUAAAACUGUGCCACUUGCUAAAACCACCCCUCCCAAGUGUGUCGAGUGCAGGCAAUACCUAGAUGACCCUGAUCUCAAGUUCUUCCAAGGAGAUCCUGAUGAUGCACUGGAUGAACCAGAGAUGCUGACCGAUGAACGGUUGUCCAUUUUUGAUGCCAAUGAAGAUGGGUUUGAAAGUUAUGAGGACCUGCCCCAACACAAAGUAACCUCCUUCAGUGUUUACGAUCGGAAAGGUCACCUAUGCCCGUUUGAUACUGGUCUCAUAGAAAGGAAUGUUGAACUCUACUUCAGCGGUGCUGUGAAGCCAAUAUAUGAUGAUAAUCCUUGUCUAGAUGGAGGUGUUCGGGCCAGAAAGAUGGGCCCCAUCAAUGCAUGGUGGAUCACUGGCUUUGAUGGAGGGGAGAAAGCCUUGAUUGGUUUCACCACAGCGUUUGCGGAUUACAUCCUAAUGGAACCGAGUGAGGAAUAUGCCCCCAUCUUUGCACUGAUGCAGGAGAAGAUCUACAUGAGCAAGAUUGUAGUUGAAUUCUUGCAAAAUAAUCCUGAUGUCAGCUACGAGGACUUGCUGAACAAGAUAGAGACCACAGUCCCACCUGCCGGGCUGAACUUCAACCGCUUCACAGAAGAUUCCCUCCUCCGACAUGCCCAGUUUGUGGUGGAACAAGUGGAAAGCUAUGACGAAGCAGGAGACAGCGAUGAGCCUCCUGUUCUCAUCACACCCUGCAUGAGAGACUUGAUAAAGCUGGCUGGAGUCACACUGGGAAAGAGGCGAGCUGCCAGAAGGCAGGCCAUCAGGCACCCCACAAAAAUCGAUAAGGAGAAAGGGCCCACCAAAGCCACCACCACCAAGCUGGUCUAUUUGAUCUUUGACACUUUCUUCUCAGAGCAAAUAGAGAAGAAUGAGAAGGAGGAGGACAAGGAGAAUGUGAUGAAGCGCAGGCGCUGUGGCGUCUGUGAGGUUUGCCAGCAGCCAGAGUGUGGCAAAUGCAAAGCUUGCCAGGAUAUGAUUAAGUUUGGUGGCAGUGGGAAGUCAAAACAGGCCUGCCAACAGCGAAGGUGCCCCAACCUGGCUGUGAAAGAAGCGGAUGAAGAUGAAGAGGUGGAUGACAACAUUCCUGAAGUGCCCUCCCCCAAAAAGAUGCUGCAAGGAAGGAAGAAAAAGCAAAGCAAGAACCGAAUUUCCUGGGUGGGAGACCCUGUCAAGAGUGAUGGUAAGAAGAACUACUACCAGAAGGUGUGCAUUGACUCAGAGACCCUGCAAGUUGGCGACUGUGUUUCUGUCAGCCCAGAUGACCCCACGAAGCCCCUCUAUCUGGCAAGAAUCACAGCCAUGUGGGAAGAUGCUAACAACGAGCCGAUGUUUCAUGUCCAUUGGUUCUGCCGUGGUACGGACACCGUCCUGGGAGCAACCUCUGACCCACUGGAGCUCUUCUUGGUGGAUGAGUGUGAAGACAUGCAGCUGGCUUACAUUCAUGGCAAAGUCAAUGUCAUUUAUAAGGCUCCCUCAGAAAACUGGUCCCUACAGGGAGGACUUGAUGUGGAGAUCAAAAUGGUGGAAGACGAUGGCAGAACCUAUUUCUAUCAAAUGUGGUAUGAUCAGGAGUAUGCCAGGUUCGAGACUCCACCAAAAAUCCAGCCCACGGAAGACAACAAACACAAGUUCUGCAUGAGUUGUAUUCGUUUGGACGAAGUGAGGCAGAAGGAAAUCCCCAAAGUCAUUGAGCCGCAAGAGGAGUCAGAAGGGAAGUUGUUCUAUGGUGUGGCAAUGAAAAAUGGGGUGCAGUAUCGUGUGGGCGAUGGCGUUUUCCUCUUGCCAGAUGCCUUCUCAUUCAGCCUCAAAUUGGCUAGCCCUGUUAAACGCCAGAAGAAGGAAGCCGUCAAUGAGGAACUGUAUCCUGAGCAUUACCGCAAAUACUCUGAAUACAUCAAGGGAAGCAAUCAAGAUGCUCCUGAACCAUACCGCAUUGGCCGGAUCAAAGCCAUCUUCUGCAACAUCCGCAGCAAUGGCAAACCCAACGAAGCAGAAAUCAAGCUGCGAGUCUACAAACUGUACAGGCCAGAGAACACGCACAAGUCUGUGAAAGCCAGCUACCACGCAGAUAUCAACUUGCUAUACUGGAGUGAUGAAGAAGCCACAGUGGAGUUCAAAGAUGUGCAGGGCCGUUGUACUGUGGUAUAUGGGGAGGAUUUGACAGAGAACAUCCAGGACUAUUCUGCGAGUGGCUCUGAUCGUUUCUACUUCCUAGAGGCAUAUAACGCAAAAACAAAGAGCUUUGAAGACCCCCCUUAUCAUGCUCGUAGCUCUGGAAAUAAAGGGAAAGGGAAAGGAAAAGGGAAAGGUAAAAGCAAAGGGAAAUCUUCAGGAGCAGCUGAGCACAAUGAGGUUGAAGCAACUGAGUUAAAGCCCCCAAAGUUGCGCAGUUUGGAUGUCUUUUCUGGCUGUGGAGGCUUGUCGGAGGGGUUCCACCAAGCAGAAGUCUCAGAGACUCUGUGGGCCAUCGAGAUGUGGGAACCGGCUGCACAGGCGUUCCGCCUCAACAACCCUGGCACCACGGUGUUCACGGAGGACUGCAACAUCCUGCUGAAGCUGGUGAUGUCUGGCGAGAAGACCAACUCCCUGGGCCAGAAGCUUCCCCAGAAGGGCGAUGUGGAGAUGCUGUGUGGUGGGCCGCCUUGCCAAGGCUUUAGUGGAAUGAACCGCUUCAAUUCCCGCACGUACUCAAAGUUCAAGAACUCCCUGGUGGUCUCCUUCCUCAGCUACUGCGACUACUACAGACCAAGGUUCUUCCUGCUUGAGAACGUGAGGAACUUUGUCUCCUUCAAGCGCUCCAUGGUGUUAAAACUCACCCUGCGGUGCCUUGUCCGGAUGGGAUACCAGUGCACUUUCGGGGUACUGCAGGCUGGCCAGUAUGGUGUGGCCCAGACACGCAGGAGAGCGAUUGUGCUGGCUGCAGCUCCUGGAGAGAAACUGCCCUUGUUCCCAGAACCCCUCCACGUCUUUGCUCCCCGGGUCUGCCAGCUCAGUGUGGUGGUAGAUGAUAAGAAGUUUGUUAGCAAUAUAACAAGGACCUACUCGGGCCCCUUCCGAACCAUCACCGUCCGCGACACUAUGUCGGAUCUCCCUGAAAUCAGGAAUGGGGCAUCAGCACUUGAAAUCUCCUAUAAUGGGGAACCACAGUCCUGGUUCCAGAGGCAAAUUCGAGGCUCCCAAUAUCAGCCCAUCCUCAGGGAUCAUAUCUGUAAGGAUAUGAGCGCGUUGGUAGCUGCUAGGAUGAGACACAUUCCACUGGCUCCAGGCUCAGACUGGCGUGACUUGCCCAACUUUGAAGUGCGCCUAUCAGAUGGCACAAUGACCCGCAAGCUACGUUACACCCACCACGAUAAGAAGAAUGGGCGGAGCAGCACGGGGGCCCUGCGGGGCGUCUGUUCCUGCGCUGAAGGCAAGCAGUGUGACCCUGCAGACCGGCAGUUUAACACCCUGAUCCCUUGGUGUCUGCCCCACACGGGCAACCGGCACAACCACUGGGCUGGCUUGUACGGAAGGUUAGAAUGGGACGGCUUCUUCAGCACAACAGUCACCAACCCCGAGCCCAUGGGGAAACAGGGCCGCGUGCUGCAUCCCGAACAGCACCGGGUGGUGAGCGUGCGGGAGUGUGCACGGUCCCAGGGAUUCCCAGACACCUACAGACUGUUUGGAAAUGUGCUUGACAAGCACCGACAGGUGGGUAAUGCAGUGCCUCCUCCUCUAGCAAAAGCCAUUGGUCUAGAGAUCAAAUUGUGUGUGCUGGCCAAAAUGAAAGAGGACGCUUCAGAAACCAUCAAACAGGAAAAGAUGGACACUUCAGAUUAAUUUGUAAUUUGCUGAUCUCCUGCUACACUUCGGUUCCAGCACCUGAACACCCAAACAUGCACUGAUAAUUUUAAAAAAAUUCUUUCUUUUCAUUUCUAGUUUAUUUUCUUACUUCUGGACUUGCUGAAAAUUGUUGGAGGUUUCUGUUUGUUUGGCUGCAGCGGGGAGGGGGGAUUAUUUUAUGUUCUCUCUCUCUCUCUCUCAAUCUCUUUUUUCCUCUUCAAGCCUGUAUUUGUGAGCAGUGUUUGUCUAUUUGGCUGGCAUUCUGAAGCUGUUUCGAUGUUUUAAAUAACCAUUCUCAAGUGAUCAAUUGUGCAGUGCCUCCCAUUUCAUGCGUGUGUGUAUGUAUGUGUUUUUAUCAGGGGGGAGAGGGGAUUAAGGAUGUUUUUAUUAUGCAUUGUAUUGAAAAUUAAUCAACCACUUUGUACAAGUGGAAAUUAAUACUUUAUGUAGUUUUUAUAUGUUGUAAUAUUUCUUCAAAUAAAUCUCUCCUAUAAAUUA